This is a messenger RNA of Amoebophrya sp. A120, 578 nucleotides long. The record is from the annotation of a GenBank genome assembly. Lineage: Eukaryota; Dinophyceae; Syndiniales; Amoebophryaceae.
CCGCGGAGCAAGAAACGCGGACUGGAAGCCCGUGACAAUGUCUCAACUUCACUUCUGCAAGUGAGGCAGGGAACAAGGCAGAAGAUGCAACAACGGAUUUGGAGCCAGUUUGCGGACAAAGUUUUUAAAGCGUUAGGGACCACCACGACUGUGGUAGAAGGUGAGGAGAUGGAGAAACAGAAAGUGACAGUGGAAGAGAAGACUGGCGCAGUCUUCUUGCGCAAGAACUCCGGCGAUCACGUUGAUGCAGAAGACUUGCUGGGCGAGAAGAAGUUGUUGGAGGUAGACGAAGGCAAAACGAGCAAGGUCAUUUCAGCAGAAGUUGAUGUGACUCAGCUUGAGGACGUCGUGCGAGAUGGAAAGAAGGAGGAUAUGAAACCUUCGGGCAACAUCAAGGAGAAUAUAGCACAGAAUGAUAAGGUUGGAACCAGCUCUCUGGAAAGAACUACGACGAAAAUCACUGUGGACCAGAAAGAAAACGCCGAAGAAGAAGCUACUGUUGGAAAAGAUGAGCCUGAAGACGAAGCUUCUCUCCAAAAGCAGCUCUCCGCUAAUUUCCUCGAUCGCCGAAAGCACAC